AUGCGGAUAUUGGCAAUUUUAUUGAUAACAAUGUAGGUUAUGUUUGUUUGGAAUACAUUUCAGAGAACAUUUGAAUUUCAGCGUUGUCUCGACUUUUGGACAACAAUAUCAAAGAUAUCCACAGCAACAGCAACAAUAUCCACAACAACAACAACAGCAACCAAGACAAAACAACCGUUUUAGUGGAAUUUCGACUGAAGGACAAAUUCUUAGCAAAAUCCUAACUGAAUAUGAUUCAUCUGCUCGGCCACCAAAUCGUGAACAUGCUGCAAACACAGCUAUCGUAGUUAUGACCAAUAUUUUCAUAAAUCGAAUUCAAUGGGGAGAACACAGUGCUGAAGUUGAUUUGUAUCUUCGCCAACAAUGGCAAGAUGGAAGAUUGAAAUAUGAUUUGGUAUCACAAGAUGAAUUCGAUGAAGUCAAAUUGCCAGCUAACAAGAAAAUCUGGGAACCAGACACUUAUUUUGCAUCGGCUAGAGAGAUUUCGAGAGGAGGUUCAGGGCAUAGUAAAAGUGCAAUUAUUGAGCCAAGUGGAUUUGUUCGAUCUUCGGAAAGAAUUGUUUUGGAUCUUCCAUAUUCUUAUGGAACUUCUUUCCCAUUCACAAAUUCUCGUCAAAUUUCAAUCAAGCUUGGAAGUUGUAAGUUUUUUCCAAAUAUCAACGCUUUUAUUGAACCAAUUUUUCAGACAACUACGAACUUGGAGACGUUGUUUAUAUUUGGUCAAGUUCUCCACCACUCGUUAAUCCAAUCGAAGUUUCAAACGAUUUAGUUAACGGACCAGUUUAUUUCGAAGAAGCAAGUGCUGGUGAUUGCUCAGGAAAUUAUACAGUCGGAACAUAUUCCUGUAUUGAUGCUGUUGUUACAUUCCAAACUAGCACAAUUUCAUCUCUUUCAACCUGGUUCCUUCCAACUCUUCUCUUGGCAAGUUUUAUUGUUUUUGUUUUUUGUUUUCUUUCAAAAAUAUAGUGUAACAAAAAGUAAUUCAAUACUUUUGCAGAUAAUCUCUUCAUGGUUGCACUUUUGGGUUCCUCCAAGUUGGUCUGUUCCAAGAACAGCUUCGGCUGCUCUCCCAUUCCUGAUCUUGGUUGCUUAUUACGUGAGUAAUUUAGCAUCUCAACUUAAAAUAAAACGAAAUAAUUUCAGCUUUUCAAAGGAUCUGAUGCUUUUGGAAAUGGUAAAUGUGCUUGGUUGGUAUUUUCCUUGAUUAUCACAUUCUUCUCUUUGGUUUGUAUUUUUUUCAAAUCUAAUUAUAAUUCAAAAAAAAACACACACAUAUAUUUUUAGGUUGAAUACUUUGUUGCAAUUUGCUUUGGUCCUCGCCGAUCAAUUCGUUAUAAAACUCUUGGAACUCAAGAAGAGCAUCCAAUGGGAGCAGCAAAAGAAACAUUAGAAGUUGCGUAUAAUCAAGGAUGUGGAUCAUUCAGAAACAACAAUGGAAUUGAUAUCAUUUCUCGUGUUGCAUUUCCAAUCAUUACUUUGAUUUUCAUUAUCAUUUAUUUCGUAUUUUUGAUUUAA
Messenger RNA from Caenorhabditis angaria, 1515 nucleotides. Lineage: Eukaryota; Metazoa; Nematoda; Chromadorea; Rhabditida; Rhabditidae. The record is from the annotation of a GenBank genome assembly.